Paramuricea clavata is the source of this 2521-nucleotide messenger RNA. NCBI's taxonomy places the organism in Eukaryota, Metazoa, Cnidaria, Anthozoa, Malacalcyonacea, Plexauridae. The record is from the annotation of a GenBank genome assembly.
AUGCCAGCAGUUGUGGAAUCUAGUCUGGGAACAACAGGUAAUUCGAAACUUUAGUUCUUUUUACAUAUAUUUUUUGAAAAUAAAGAAAUAUUUAUGUAGUUUGCUCAAAUACCUGAUUUUUUUGUUUAGGACCACAAAGAGAAGUGAUUUCAAUAUACAAUGAUGACUUUACAACCCCGCCAUCCAGACCUCAAUAUUUCAUCGAAGUUUAUCGCUGUGUUAAACUUGAAGUUGGCGAAUGCCAUAGCAGUGGACCGUCUACGUACCCGGUUCCAAAAACAACGGACGAAAUUGAGAUAGUUGUUCCGGAUAUAACAAACAAAGAUCGCGAUUCCAGCGAUAAAAAGAAGUUUUAUAAAUAUGUCGUUCAUAAUCACACUGCUUGUCAAUGUGGGAAAUUAAAGUACAGGAAUGAUAGACUGUAUAAAACCAUAACUAAUAACGAAGGUUAGUCAAGUUUACAGUGAGAAAAUACCAUGCAAUUACCUAAAAUGAACAUGAUUUGUGAUUAACUUUCUUUCGUUCUUUAGAAAAUUUCUUUUGUAGUUUUAUUGUUAUAGACUUAUAGUCAUAAAGCAUGUUCAUAUACAAGGUUGUCCCCAAAAACCUCAAAACUAUUGAAAAUAACGUAUAUUGUUAGUAUUUGAAUGCCCUAGCACUAAGCUGAACGCAAAGAAUAAAUAUUGACUUAUUAAGAAAUUAAAAUAUAUCUUUGUAAAGCGCACGAUUUUCUGCUAUUGGGAAUUUAAAGCAGAGUGCUGAGGCAUUCAAAUUCUAACAAUACGCUAUUUCAAUAGUUUUGGAGGUUUUUUUGGGACACCCUGUAUAAGUUGAUGACAAUACAACCAGGAGAACACGGGAGCUCUCCCCUCAUCACUGAGUUAAACUACUAUAUUGAAUAUCAAGGUUAGGGUAUAUUCUUACUUGAUGCGCUUGAAAACUCAUGUGAAGCGCGUUUCCCACUCCUGACGAAUUUAUUCGCGCGAAGCGUCUUUGUCGACAUCGCUCUUGCUGACGUGAUGAGCAAUGCUGACGUGGGAUAAAGUAACUGCCCGUGAACAAAUUCGACCGGUGGAAAAUGGGCUGUGCCUGGUUCUUUCCUGUACAUGCACGGAGGGAUUUUCUCCGUGAUUUCUGCCCCGGGUUUUCCUCUCCCACCAAAAAGUAACCAUUCCAUGUGAUGGCGAGAACCCGAGGCGCAUUGGUCAGCCUUCGACUCAGUGACAUUUCACGUAAUUCAGGUCUGGCGGCUGCAAGGAAAGGUGAUUUUUACACCGUAACUUUAAUCUGUAGGACUCUUUCUUGCAGUGUCAGCAGCUUAUUUCAAAGCGAAGUUUUCGCAAAAUCCAGUCAAUCUGAUACGUGUGUGUAACGUUUGCAACAUCACGCAACCAAGAUACAAACUCCAUCCAAACCAUUUCAACGUUGUCUUACAAUAUAAAUAUCUGGCGUACCAACAGUGCUUGCCUGGCUGCGUAGUGGUAAAAAACGAAACGUUUAACAAGCAAACUUUCAUUGUAUCUCGAAAUAGUCCCGUUAGUGUCCCGCUUACAAAUGAUAUUUUAUGUAAGGCUUAUGACGGAGAUAAAACACAACAAUAUGGUAAAAAUGAUCCUCAGAAGCUCAAAAGCUCAUCCUCAGAAGCUCCAGUUGGAAACUCGAGUGAUCAAGGUAAGAAAUCAAGGCUCUGAUUUCUACUAGACAUGAAUUAUCAAUCCUGAUGAUCUUCGGAAAUGAUAAUUCGUCUGAUAAUUUAACUCCCGACAAACACACAAAUCAGCUGUCAAGACAAUCUUCGCUGUUACUAACCCAGCGAUUAGUCAGAUGGCAUUAGAGAGGGGGCAUAAUAGAGUGGGUUUCUUAGAGAGAAAAGUGUAUUAGAGAGAAAAUUUAAUAGGGAGGACAUAAUCCAUCUUGAUGAAUGAUUCUCUUGUUUGCUGUAUUUGUACACAGAUGAACUUUCAGACGAACUAUAUUUUCUUUGCUCAGGUUCGUUCAGACUGAUCAUCUUUAAUAAACUGAACUUCCAGCACAAUUUAUAAAUCUAAUUAUUAGAAAUACGUUUUUCGGUUGUGUGGGCGGGGUCGAGGAAGCUUAAGAGAAGCGGGGCAUAUUGGCCAGAUGGCGUAUUAGAGUAAAGAGAGAAGCUUAUUAGAGAAGGAACUUAAUGGGGCCCUAGGGGCUUAUUAGAGAAGAGGCUCAAUAAAAAUGGGGGCUUAUUAGACGGGGGAUUGUUAGAGGGUAUCAGAAUUUACGCAAUAGAGAAUUGAUAAAUUAACAAGAAUUAUUAUAUUUCUGUUUAGAUGCAAAUUAUGAGAUUCUAGUUUACAUUGCUUCAGGAAAAGUUACCCUCGCCGCCUUUCUACUGUCGUUGGUACUAUUUACUAUAUUAAUUAUGGACUUUACUCUUUGCCGUCGAAAGAAAGGAUUUCUUUACGCUUUGCUUGGCUGUAAAAGUGAUGACGCGGAUCAUUUUUGUCAACGUUGCAGCAAAAGAAAUAGAAAUGAAAUUGCAGUAUAA